AACAAAAAAUCAAGCGUUUAGAUUUCUCUAAAGAAGUGGAUGAACUGUUGAAACUGUUUUCCUCCAUAGAGGAUCUAUGAAUGCUCCUAUCUAUUGACCAAAAAUGACUUCUUUUGUAAGUCAUUCCUAAACACAACAUAUAUACAACUUUGCUUUUUCUUCCCUAUUUUCUCCCAUCAAAUCCACAAAAAACCGAAUCAAAACCAAACCAAACCCGAAUCUUUUAUCUCCCAAAACCUCCUAAUCUAAUCCCAAAUCUUUCUUUAUUCUUUCUCCUUCAUUAAGGAAAGAAUAUAUUUAUCAAAAACCAUUCUUUCUCUUGUUUUAAUCUAGUAAAUAGUUAAUUUGUUCUUACAAAUCUAGUUGUUUUAUCAGAAUUCAAAGCUCCUUUCACUCUCCAUCAGAUGUCUAUUAGAAACCCUUUAUACACAAAUCCCAAGCCCUGCAAGCAUCUUGCAGAUUACAAGCUUAAGAAUGGCUUGAGUGGCUUCAACUCACUGCAAAACUAUCUCAAAACCAACCCAAAUGGAAAGUCAAGUGUUAAAAAACACUCGGCUGAAAUACCCACAUGCAAUUUUUGUAAUGGGUAUCAAGGAAGAUUGUAUCUUUGCUUGAUUUGCUCAUCAAUUUCAUGUUCAAUUCAUUGUGUUUCGCAUACUGAGUCUGAGAAUGGCCAUGAUAUAGCUGUGGAUAUUGAAAGAUCAGAGCUUUAUUGUGUUGUGUGUUGUGAUCAGGUUUAUGAUCCUGAUUUUGAUAAGAUUGUGAUGUUAAAACACAUCAUGGAUUUACCAAGAAAUAGGAAUGGAAUUGAUGAGGCUGGUGGUGUUAUGAGGAGAUCAAGUAAGAGGAGGAGAUUGUUAUCAGGGCAACGAUUGGAUUUGAAGAAUUCAAAACUGCUGAUGUCAAUGAGAGAUCAGAGAGCUAAAUCAUGUUAUCCAUUGGGUUUGAGAGGUUUGAAUAAUCUGGGCAAUACUUGUUUCAUGAAUAGUGUGUUGCAAGCUUUUCUUCAUGCUCCUCCUUUUAGAAAUCACUUCUUGAGUGAUCAGCAUAACCAUGAAGUAUGCAGGAAAAAAUCAUCAGAUCGUUUAUGUUUACCAUGUGACAUUGAUGUUAUCUUCUCAGCUGCGUUUUCUGGCGAUCGGACCCCAUAUAGCCCUGCUCAAUUUCUUUACAGUUGGUGGCAGCAUUCAGCAAAUUUAGCUAGUUAUGAGCAGCAGGAUGCUCAUGAGUUCCUCAUUUCAGUUUUGGACGGGAUCCAUGAGAAGGAGGGCAAGGCAAGGAACCACAUAAAAGAUAAUGGAGAUUGCCAGUGUAUUGCACAUAGAGUAUUCUCGGGACUUUUGAGAUCAGAUGUCACUUGCAUGUCUUGUGGAUUUACUUCCACAACUUAUGAUCCCUGUCUAGACAUUUCACUCAAUUUGGAUACGGUUAAUUGCUCUUCAACAGAUUCACCUAACAAGUCUACCAAACAUAAUGAGAAUACUGAUGUCUCUACGCUUUUGGGUUGUUUGGAUUUGUUUACAAGGCCAGAGAAGUUGGGGUCUGACCAGAAAUUUUUCUGCGAAAAUUGUCAAGAAAGGCAGGACUCACUGAAACAAAUGUCCAUUAAACGGCUUCCAUUGGUGUUGUGUUUACAUAUUAAACGAUUUGAGCACUCUUCUAUCAGAAAGAUGUCAAGGAAAAUUGAUCGUUAUUUGCAAUUUCCGUUCUGUUUAGACAUGAACCCGUAUUUAUCCUCCUCUGUGGUCAGAAACAGAUUUGGCAAUAGAAUUUUUUCUUUCGGGGGCGAUGACUUGGAUACUUCUGCAGAAUUUGAGAUUUUUGCUGUUGUUACUCAUUCUGGGAUGUUAGAUGCAGGUCAUUAUGUGACUUAUCUGCGUCUGAAAAAGCAGUGGUACAAAUGUGAUGAUGCAUGGGUUACUGAAGUUGAUGAGGGGGUAGUGAGAGCUUCACAGUGUUACAUGUUGUUCUAUGUGCAGAAAAUGCUUUAUUACAAAGAAAAUGAAGACUACAGUAGCCAGCCAGUUCCUUCACAGAGUGACCCGUUUCUUACUAUCAGUGGUUGCUAAUAAAUUAUAUAACACCUGAGGUCGACUAAAUAACAAGUGGGACAGAGGAAAAACGACAUUCUUCACUGAUGGUGUGUUCUCUUUCACAUCAAAUCUCCUGGCCUGACGACAUGAUCAACUGCGUUUAUCAAGUUUGAGCCAUGGAAGGCAUAGGAUAUUUAGAUUGGUCUUGAUAUUUGUGCAAUACCCAUUGCAAUAAGUUAUCUUAUGGUCUUUUAAGAUUAGUCUUCAUCAACUGAAAGCAAUAUUGACCAAACAAAAGUAAACUGCUUCAUAUCAUCAUUUUGCAUGCCCGAGCUCUUUACAAAAUUUCUUCUUCAGAAAUCUCUGACUGCAGUUAGUCAUGUACAGUACAGAUUUGAUAUUUAUUCAUCAACUAAUUGAUUACUUAAACAACUAAUGGAGUUUGACAUUU
Pistacia vera is the source of this 2484-nucleotide messenger RNA. RefSeq names its product ubiquitin C-terminal hydrolase 22. Lineage: Eukaryota; Viridiplantae; Streptophyta; Magnoliopsida; Sapindales; Anacardiaceae. Bases 405 to 2069 code for a protein of 554 amino acids. Gene Ontology annotation, molecular function: zinc ion binding; cysteine-type deubiquitinase activity. Gene Ontology annotation, biological process: protein deubiquitination. The record is from RefSeq and is a predicted model, not a curated record. The transcript is spliced from 3 exons.